AUGUUGGUGGACAAAUCUUUUGGUCAAUUUGAGGUAUUUGAGAAUAUUUUUAUCAUAGCUAUUCAAAGAAUUCAUGAACAAUGGCUCAUUAACUUGUCGGAUGUAACUAUUCCAAACGACGUUAAAGUGUUGUUACAGUUGGAUGAUAGAUUCGGACUUCCUGUUACUGAAAACAAUAAAGAAAAAACCAUAAUAGAGUUUGUCAAACAUAUUGAAAAAAAUAUCACGGGUUUUAGUGUAGCCAUAGCGAACAAUAUUAGAAAGCACUAUGAUAAAAAUAUUCUCAAGUACCUCAAAUUGACCAAAAGGUUUGUCCACCAACAUCCAGAAUUGCUCAUUACGAAUGCGGACAAAGGUAAUGUCACGGUUCUUUUGAACAGAUUAGAAUACAUUAAUAAAAUGGAAGAACAAUUACUAGACACGAACACUUAUAUUGUCAUUCAAAAAAAUCCGAUUAAGAAGAUUUCUAGCGAUUUAAAAGAUCUGUUAAAACGUUGGAAGACCAAUGGGUUUAUAGAUGGGCUCACCUAUAAACAGUUAUCCAAGACUGACCCGAAUGCACCAAGAGCUUAUGGUGCACCAAAAAUACACAAACCUGGUGCACCUGUACGCAUUAUUGUUUCCACAAUUGGUAGCCCAUUAUAUAGUCUAGCACUUUAUUUGCACAAUAUAAUUAAGAACGGCAUUCCUGAGGCUAGCAGCUUUGUAAAAAAUAGCUACCAUCUUGUUAAGCAACUGGAGGAGAGUAUUAGAUUGAGAUGGCCUUACAUAUCGAAGUACACAAAAAUCACAGAAGAAGAGUUUAUCAUUGCGAUUAGAUUUGUACUGGAUUCCACCUUUUUUGCAUUUAACGGGGUCACUUAUAAACAAGUAUUUGGUACUCCCAUGGGAUCCCCUUUGUCACCAAUAAUAGCUAAUAUUGUCAUGGAGGAUCUAGAAAAAUUGGCGUUGGAGAAACUCUCUUUUAACAUUCCAAUUUACAUAAGAUACGUGGAUGAUAUCUUGCUGGCCACUAAACCGGAACAUAUUGACACCAUAGUUGAAUGUUUCAAUUCCUUACACCACAGGUUGAAAUUCACUAAAGAAAUGAGUACAGAUAACUCCAUUAACUUUUUGGAUGUGAGAAUAAUAGUGGAGAAUAACAAAAUAAUAUUCGAUAACUACUGUAAACCUACGUGCUCUGGCAGAUUUCUCAAUUAUUAUUCACAACAUCCACAUUGUCAUAAAAAUGGUGUUAUUAUUGGUUUGGUUGACAGAGUGUUCUUGUUGUCUCAUCCGCAAUUUCAUGAAAAGAAUCUCACGAAAGUGAUUAACAGCUUGCUCGACAAUGGUUAUCCACUAACACUUAUUUUCAACACUAUCAACAAAAGAAUUAAAUAUCAUUCUUUAAACAUUAACAAAAAAUCAUCGCGCGUCACAUCCGACAAAUUUUUCACAAUUCCAUACGUUAGAUCUAUAUCGGAAUCAUUUAUGCCCUUAGCGUCAGGAGUAUAUAAAAAAAUCGCCUAUACCAUUCCUAACACUCUGAGCAGAUUCAUCGGCAAGGGUAAGGAUAAAUUGGAUCACAUGUCACAACAGGAGGUGGUUUAUAAGAUAACUUGCCACGAUUGUGAUGCAAGCUGCGUAGGCCAAACUAAAAGAAAAUUGGAAACCAGAGUGCGAGAACAUCGUUCUGAUAUCAACAAAAAAUCUGGUUCUCCUUCAGUUAUUUCGGAUCACCGUAUUUCUCUCGGUCAUGAUUUUGACUGGAAUAAGACGAAAAUCUUGGAUGUGGAACCCUCGUAUUAUAAGAGAAUUACAUCGGAAAUGUUGCAUAUAAAACGUCAGAAUAAUGGAUUAAACUUACAAAAAGAUACUCAGUCGUUUCCUGAAUCAUACCUGCCUCUAUUGGAUCUCUUGCCUACCCCUUAA
Molecule: messenger RNA, 1911 nt
Organism: Trachymyrmex cornetzi
Lineage: Eukaryota; Metazoa; Arthropoda; Insecta; Hymenoptera; Formicidae
Exons: 4
Coding region: 1-1911 (636 amino acids)
Source: RefSeq, a predicted model, not a curated record